AAGGCUGUGUAGUGGAAAUAAAUCCGAAAGGAGGGGGCCAUAGGUUUCUGCUGUCAAGUCGAAAUCCAAUCCGAAUCGAAUCGACUCACCAUCUCCGCAAUUCUCGUCUCUCUCUCUCUCUUCAAUUCUGACAGUUUGAUCUCAGAUCCUCCGAUCCGGCGCCGUUUCUCUGCUAACACUUCCCUCUCUCUCUCUCUCUCUCUCACUCUCUCUCUCUCUCCUCACCGAGCGAGCGAGUAAGGAACGGAUCUCAUAAUCAUCUCUCUGAAUCCGUGUGUUUGACCAGCUCCAAACGCAGAUCGCUUUUUUUUCUUUUUUUUUUUCUGGUGUAUGCCUCUCCCCAUCGCAGAGAGAUUUAGGUAGGUCACGGAUAUGCCGAAGAGCGGCGUGAAUCGGAACCCUUCCUUAAGAGUAUCCAUCCCUCAGGCGCAACAGUCUCUCAGGCGUUUAGGUUUAUGCUCUACUGGUGGAGCUGCUCAGCAGCAGUCGUCCCCCGUGGUGUUCCCCGAGAAGCGGAGCAAGAAAGCUAAGAAGAUUAGUGGUAACGAUGAUUCACAGGUGAAACCGAAAGCAGCAGCUGAUGAGCAUCGGAUUGAUAUUCUUGGUGGAGGAGGAGGAGGGGAUGAGAAAUCUGAUUUGUUAGGUAGUCUUGUUUACGCCGGGAAGCUUGUGUUGGAUAAGAGGAAGUCUGCUAGUGGCAAAGACGCCGCGACGGAGGUACAGCAGCCGUCUUCCGCUGACGUGUUUAACAAGAAAGCUGUUGAUGCGAGGCUUACGAGUAAGGCUUUGGUUUGGGGUGGUUCUCACUUGCUACAGCUUGACGAUGUUGUUUCGUUGACGUACAAUGUUGGUCUCAGGCAUUUCACCGUGCAUGCUUAUCCGAUUGGAAAGGGCUCUUGUGCUCUUUCUUGCUUCACGAAACCGAAGAGACGCCGCAAAGAUUUUCGUUUUAUUGCACCUACUGUAGAGGAAGCGGUCCAAUGGGUGGCUAGUUUUGCAGAUCAACAGUGUUUUAUCAACUGUUUGCCACAUCCUUUAGUCUCAAAGAAACAGGCUUCUUCCGAGUUGUUUUCGGUCCCCAUCGAUACUCCUCCUGAGUUGGUCUUCAGGUGUAAGAGUGCACCCAAAAUGCUUGUCAUAUUGAACCCUAGGUCUGGCCAUGGACGAUCGAUCAAAGUUUUCCACGACGUAGUGGAACCGAUUUUCAAGCUGGCCGGGAUUAAGAUGGAGGUUGUCAAAACAACUAAAGCAGGUCAUGCCAGAGAGUUGGCUUCCACUGUCGACAUUAGCUUAUGCUCAGACGGUAUAAUUUGUGUUGGUGGUGACGGAAUCAUCAAUGAGGUUCUUAAUGGUCUAUUUACUCGAAGCAAUCAGAAAGAAAGGGUUACUAUCCCAAUUGGGAUAGUACCUGCUGGAUCGGAUAACUCGUUAGUUUGGACUGUUCUUGGUGUUAGAGAUCCUAUUUCUGCAGCACUCUCUAUAGUGAAGGGUGGCCUAACAGCUACUGAUGUCUUUGCUGUUGAAUGGAUUCGUACGGGUGUUAUGCACUUUGGAAUGACUGUCUCCUACUAUGGUUUUGUUAGCGAUGUUUUGGAGCUCUCUGAGAAAUACCAAAAACGUUUCGGUCCUAUGCGUUACUUAGUUGCUGGAUUCCUCAAGUUCAUGUGUUUGCCAAAGUAUAGCUACGAAGUGGAGUAUCUUCCGGCGCAAAAAGAGGAUGCAGAAGGGAACACUGGACUUGAAAAGGAAGUUGUUGAUGUGCAAGACCUUUAUAUGGAUGUAAUGAGGAGAUCAAGCAGAGAAGGAAUGCCUAGAGCCUCCAGUUUAUCAAGUAUUGACUCUAUAAUGACCCCAAGCCUAGGCGAGCUAGACACAUGUAGCAGCACACAUGCCAGCAACGAGCCAUCUGAGUAUGUUCGUGGAAUAGAUCCUAAAAUGAAACGCAUGUCCUCUGGCAGAAGAGAUGUCGGAGCUGAGCCAGAGGUUAUUCAUCCUCAAGGACAGUCAACAACCCCUAAUUGGCCAAGGACAAGGUCGAAGACGAGAGGAUGGAUGGGUUUAACAUCCGUGCAGGAUCCACCUCCUUCAACUCGAUGUUCAUGGGGAAACACCGGUGCUCAUGACAGAGAAGAUAUUUCAUCUACUGUAUCCGACCCGGGUCCAAUCUGGGAUGCGGGACCCAAAUGGGACAGUGAACCGUCUGCUUGGGAUGUAGAAAACCCGAUCGAGCUGCCAGGUCCUCCUGAGGAUAUAGAGACAGGACUGAGGAGGCAAACCAUCACACCAAUAUAUGAAGAUAAAUGGGUUGCUAGAAAGGGACAUUUCCUCGGCAUCAUGGUCUGUAACCAUGCUUGUCGGACUGUGCAGAGCUCUCAAGUGGUAGCUCCCAAUUCAGAGCAUGACGAUGGUACAAUGGACAUGAUUUUGGUUCAUGGGUGUGGAAGACUGAGGUUACUGAGGUUUUUUAUCCUUCUGCAAACCGGUCGACACCUUUCUCUUCCGUAUGUCGAGUGUGUAAAGGUGAAGUCGGUUAAGGUAAAGGCGGGAAAACAGACGCAUGACAGUUGUGGUAUAGACGGAGAGCUGUUUGCAUUGAACGGAGAAGUGAUAUCGACUAUGCUACCGGAACAGUGCAGAUUGAUCGGUAAUGCUCCUGAACGACAUUCAUAGGUAAAUUAAAUCUCAUCAAAGUUAUAUGUGGAUGGAGGGAGAGAAGAGAGAGUUUGGGUGUUUAUAUAUAUAUCUGGAAUUCUUUUUGGGAUUUUGUUCUGGUUCGGCGUCAAUAGCUAUGUAUGCGGUAAGAGAAAUAAUGACACACUGUUGUGAUCACAAUCCUUCCUUGAGUUCCCUAAAACACUGAACCCUUUGUAUAUUCUUUUGCUCUUUUUUUGUUUCAUGUGUGUGUUUGAGUUAUAUAUAUGUACUAUAUAAUGUGUUUUCCGACAAUAAUUUGUGUGUUUCCUAUG
Brassica rapa (field mustard) is the source of this 2966-nucleotide messenger RNA. RefSeq names its product sphingoid long-chain bases kinase 1. Gene Ontology annotation, molecular function: ceramide kinase activity. Gene Ontology annotation, biological process: phosphorylation; ceramide metabolic process. NCBI's taxonomy places the organism in Eukaryota, Viridiplantae, Streptophyta, Magnoliopsida, Brassicales, Brassicaceae. The record is from RefSeq and is a predicted model, not a curated record.